Brachypodium distachyon (stiff brome) is the source of this 2010-nucleotide messenger RNA. RefSeq names its product glutathione synthetase, chloroplastic. The record is from RefSeq and is a predicted model, not a curated record. Bases 123 to 1736 code for a protein of 537 amino acids. NCBI's taxonomy places the organism in Eukaryota, Viridiplantae, Streptophyta, Magnoliopsida, Poales, Poaceae. The transcript has 13 exons. Gene Ontology annotation, cellular component: cytosol. Gene Ontology annotation, molecular function: ATP binding; glutathione synthase activity; glutathione binding. Gene Ontology annotation, biological process: glutathione biosynthetic process.
GGAUUUCGAUCGGCGACGGAAAUAUGUCAGCAUUAUAUAUAUGAUCAGCUAGCAGCUCGGUCUUUCUCUUCUGUCCAGGGCUCCAAAGUCCAAGCAGACAAAUCCACCGGCGAUCAUCCGCCAUGGCCGCCGCCAGCACCUUCGCCUGCGUUUCCUCGGUGCUUCCCAAGGGCGGCUCCCGCGUCGCGUGCCCGGGCUCCGCGGUUUCCGCGAGGCCGUCGUCGAGGACGAAGACGACGUUGCCUCCGGCGAGGUGCGCGCUCGUGGGGACGCCGGCGCCGGCGACGGUGGACGGAGGCGUCGGGAUCGGGAGGCGGUCGGCGGAGCAGCUGGCGGCGCCGCCGCGGCUGGUGGACGAGCUCGUGGAGGAGGCGCUCGUCUGGUGCUCGCAGCACGGCCUCGUCGUCGGCGACAAGAACCACCCGAGAUCAGGAAAAGCGCCCGGUGUUGGCCUGCUCCAUGCUCCAUUCGCUCUUCUGCCCAUGUCAUUUCCCAAAGUUUACUGGGAACAGGCGCUUGAGUUGGCCCCGCUUUUCAAUGAGCUCGUUCACCGCGUGAGCCUGGAUGGAGAAUUCUUGCAACAGACUUUGGCAAGGACAAAAGAGGCGGAUUCAUUCACUAGGAGGCUUUUGGAGAUUCACUCAAAGAUGAUGGAAAUAAACAAGAAAGAGGAAAUUCAGUUGGGUUUGACCAGGUCGGAUUACAUGGUAGAUGGUGCAACUGACAGGCUCCUUCAGGUGGAGCUCAACACUAUCUCUACAUCAUCCAAUGGUCUUGCUUGCGGUGUAUGUGAGCUUCACAGAAAUCUGAUCAGACACCACGAGAGGGAACUUGGUUUGGAUCCAUCCGGUGUUGUUGGCAAUACUGCAAUCACUCAACACGCUGAAGCAUUAGCCAGUGCAUGGGCUGAGUACAACAACCAAAGGGCAGUAGUUGUAGUGGUUGUUCAAGCAGAAGAGAGGUACAUGUAUGACCAGUAUUGGAUCACGGUUGCUUUGAGAGAAAUGUAUGGCGUGACUACUGUUCGCAAAACGAUGGCAGAAAUAGAAGUGGAAGGGGAGCUUCGUCCAGAUGGGACACUCGUGAUAAAUGGAUCUCCUGUUGCUGUUGUUUACCUCAGAGCCGGCUACUCACCCAACGAUUACCCUUCAGAAGCUGAAUGGAGAGCAAGACUCUUGAUCGAGCGUUCUUCUGCUAUAAAAUGCCCGUCGAUAGCACACCAUCUUGUAGGAACAAAGAAGAUUCAACAAGAACUGGCAAAGGAGAAUGUGCUUGAAAGGUUUCUCGACAACAAAUCCGACAUCGAAAAAGUACGGAAAUGCUUCGCAGGUCUGUGGAGCUUGGAGAAUGACAGUAUAGUUCGUUCUGCUAUUGAAUCACCGGAGCUGUUUGUUCUCAAGCCACAAAGAGAGGGUGGAGGGAACAACAUUUACGGAGAUAAUCUGCGUGAAACGCUGAUUCGUCUUCGGAGGGGUGGAAGCAAUGAAAUUGCAGCAUACAUCCUAAUGCAGAGGAUCUUUCCACCAGCAUCCCUCAGCUAUCUUGUUCGGGAGGGCAUCUGUGUUAGGGAAAAUGCGGUUUCUGAGUUUGGAGUAUUUGGAGCCUACCUGCGGAACAAAGAUAAGGUCAUUAUAAAUGAUCAGUGUGGUUAUUUGCUGAGGACCAAGGCGGCUUCACUGAAUGAAGGCGGGGUGGUUGCUGGAUUUGCAUUUUUGAACUGCAUAUUCCUCUCAUGACAAGAAGAAUGCUGGAAAAUGAAAGCAAGCAUUUCUAUGGUGGGGGUUGUAAAGCCAAAAGGUUAAACCGGGCGAAUCCGAGUUCGCUGAAGAAAUGUAUAAAAACAAGGAUCGUAUUUUCCCUUAAAAGCAAGGAUCAGACUUUGUGGAGAUUGUGGUCUGCAAUAUGUAUUGUGAACUCAAUAAACUAGUUCAAAUGAAAGGACAAUCCCCCCGAGAUAAUGUAAAUAUAAUUUGGGGAAAGAAAAGAAGAUAAUUUAGAUCUUUAUAUAAA